CACCUACAAUCACCCACCAAAAUCCAGAGAGACUUCUUCCUGCGUGCGUGAGAAAAACUUAAGCUUGGAGAAAGGGAAUUAGGGUUUCUUUUUGGGGUUAGAUUUUGAGGGGUGGGGAGAGAUGUAUAUAGGUUCCAUGCGAAAGUCUUUUAAGGACUCUCUUAAAGUGCUUGAAGCUGAUAUUCAACAUGCUAAUUGCAGGGCUUCAGAUUUUCCAAGGGAAUAUGAUGGGGCAUGCCUUCAAAUGAGAAUGUCAUACAGUCCAGCUGCACACCUGUUCUUAUUCUUGGUGCAGUGGACUGAUUGUCACCUUGCAGGUGCUCUUGGACUGUUAAGAAUCCUAAUUUACAAGGUUUAUGUGGAUGGAACUACCACGAUGUCUACGCAUGAAAGGAAAGCAAGCACAAGAGAGUUCUAUGCUGUUAUCUAUCCCUCAUUACUGCAACUUCAGAGGGGUGUCACUGAUACUGAAGAUAAAAAACAGAAAGCAGUGUGCAUGGAAAGAUACCGAAGAAAUGAAGAUGAAGAGUAUAGGCAACUUACUGAUGUUGAUGUGGAAAGGGAAGAAGAAUGUGGAAUAUGCAUGGAGUUGAACAGUAAAAUCGUGCUGCCGAACUGCACUCAUGCCAUGUGUUUGAAAUGUUACCGUGAUUGGCGGGCAAGAUCACAGUCGUGCCCCUUCUGUCGUGAUAGUCUAAAGAGAGUCGACUCGGGGGAUCUCUGGGUAUAUACUGACAGUCGGGAUAUAAUCGAUGUGGCCACAGUGACAAGGGAGAAUCUCAGAAGGCUUUUCAUGUAUAUAGAUAAAUUGCCACUAAUCGUCCCCGAUACCAUUUUAGAUACUUAUGAUUCCCACCUAAGGUGAUUAAAUACAUUCUAAUAUAUAAUAUCUUAUAUCCUGUCGAAGUAUUUAGUGUUUGAUUUAUGUCGAUUACAUAAAGUUCGAAUCGCUCGAUUCGGAAAACGUAGUUUAGGUCAGCUACUGCAAUGGUUUCCAUGCCCAAGUUAUUGUGGGGCUGGUGCUGAAGUUGAUAUAGGAGCCCUUAAAAGUUGUAUUUACCACAUUUGUACAUGCUUGUAUAGCCUAAUGCUUAAUGA
This is a messenger RNA of Hibiscus syriacus, 1098 nucleotides long. RefSeq names its product E3 ubiquitin-protein ligase AIRP2-like. Gene Ontology annotation, biological process: protein ubiquitination. The record is from RefSeq and is a predicted model, not a curated record. Lineage: Eukaryota; Viridiplantae; Streptophyta; Magnoliopsida; Malvales; Malvaceae. The coding region runs from base 122 to 865 and encodes 247 amino acids. The transcript is spliced from 6 exons. Gene Ontology annotation, molecular function: ubiquitin protein ligase activity.